Rhineura floridana is the source of this 4244-nucleotide messenger RNA. RefSeq names its product coiled-coil domain containing 150 (gene CCDC150). Lineage: Eukaryota; Metazoa; Chordata; Lepidosauria; Squamata; Rhineuridae. The transcript has 28 exons. Bases 197 to 3448 code for a protein of 1083 amino acids. The record is from RefSeq and is a predicted model, not a curated record.
UGCGCGCGCGCCGGAGCCCUCUCUGUAAGCGGGUCAGUUUGAAGCUGUAAAGGAGCUCCAUGGAAACAAGGCCGCGCGUUGCGUCAGGGGUGAGGGGACCGCUGUCGCCGAUGCUGAGCGCCGGGGGGAGCGGGCCGUUCCUGCGGAGGGCUUUGCGUUUCUAGGGAGCGGUUAAUUGUUGAAUGCUGAAACCGUGAUGGCAAGACCAAUAAUUUCUCCAGUGAAUAUCCAAUCAACGGCUCCUGAAACCUUUGUGGUGCUGAACCAGAGGAUGAGAGUAGUUGAAGAGCAGACAAAUGCACUUUUGAGGGAUCUGCAGGCACUGGGUGUAAACGGACACAGUAUGGACCUCUUCCCUUCAAAACCCUCAGAGAACUCUGAAGAUCACCAAUCCAUCAGACCUGUCCAAGCCCGAGUGGCAUUUGUUGGCACAAAUGACACACUGUGGCAAACCUGCGAAACUCUUGUGAAUCGGAUGUGCCGGCUCGAAAGUGUUGUGCAGACCCUGAAACUCAAUAUGUUCCGGCUGCAGACAGAAAAAGAGCUGAAUCCAAAGCAUGCAGCCAAUUUAGAACAGCGCCUGAACACAAUACAGGAGGAGCACAUAGAAGAAUUAAAGGUGCUUCAAACGGAGGGGAGAAUGUUAUGCCACCAGCUGAGGGAGUCGCGGGAAGAGGAGGAAAAAGCCAGAGAUCAAGUGCAAAGGCUGAGUGCUGCUCUGGAGAUUGCAACUGCAACAAAGAGAGAUGUAGCCAUUGCCGCAGAUGAGUUGAGGGCAACAAACAAUAAGAUGAACCAAAAACUGCAAAAGCUAACUGAGAAGGUGUCCAAGGAGUCUAGCACGCGGCAGUCUUUGGAAGAAUCCCAAGCAAUUCUGCUUUAUCAGAUGCAUGAAAUGGAAGUGUCAGUGGAAAAAGAAAGGAAGCAGGUUCACCUUCUGCAGCAGGACUGUAACAGCCUACGUCAGGAUAUUCAGAUAUCUCGAGAGAGGCUGCAAAAGGAAGAAGAGAGGACUGUCCAGCUGGAACAGCACUGCAAACAGCUUAAAGCUGAUCUAGAAGCCCGAGAGAGUACCAUUUCUAAGCUCAGCGAAGAAGGAAAAACUGCACAGCUGUCUCUGAGCAAAGAACAUCAGGAGAACAUGCAGCUGCGAUCAGAAAUAACUGCUUUGCGAGAAGUGGCAGAAAAAAUGCAGGUGCUUAAUGAGCAGUUGACCCAACAGUGUGCAGAACUGAACGGCACCCUUCGAAAAGUUACCAUGGAGAAUGCUCAACUUAUCUCAGAUCAUCAGACUGCCCUUAAGGUGGAGCAGGAUAAAAUUAAUCAGAAACUGCAGGAACAAGACUCGAUUCUGGAUGCUGCCCGGGCCAGCAUUGUGGGAGAGCUGCAGAUUGUACAGAAUGAAAAAGCUCAGCUCCAGAGAGAGAUAGAAGCCUUGUGUGCUGAGCAUGCUGGCUGCAAGCAGAAAGCUUCCGAAAUCGAGGAGAGUACGGCCGCCCAAAAGGAGCUCCUGGAGUCUACAGUUGCCAGGAUACGGAGUGAACUGGAUACAGCUCUACAGGAGAGAGACUCUCUGCUGAAAGAGAAAGAAAGACAAGAGGAAGAGAUGCAGAAAACAAUACAUGAAAUAACACAAGAGAAUAAAAUAUUAGAAGCAGAACUAACAGAAAAUAAGUUGGAAAUUGGUCCUCUGAAAGAUAUGAUGAAGAUGCUAGAAGAAGAGAACAAGAAACUUAUGGAAAGAGAAGCUGCCUUGGAACACCAACAACAUGCCCAGCAACAAGUAAAGCAAGUUCUAGAAGAGCUAACAGACAACAAAAAUAAACUGGCAUAUGACAAAGGAAAACUUCAGACUAGAGUGCAGCAGUUGGAAGAAGAGGUGCAGUCCUUCAUGGAUGCACGUUCAGAAAACAGUCAGCUUCGCAAGUUGAACACUGCCCUGGAGACUAAAUUUAACCAGGUGAAUGCAGAACUUGGCUCCACGAGGAUUAACAUGCAGAGGAUGGAAGCCCACCUAAAACAGACGCAGUCUGCCCUUGUCUGCAGAGAGGAUGAUUUUUCUGUGACAGUCAAAACACGUGAUGAAGCAUUGAGAGAGAACCAGAAGCUCAAAGAGCAAAUAAGUGCAACUGAAGAGAGAGAAAAACACAAGGUGGUGAAUCUACGACACAAGCUGGAAGAAUCAAAGGAAGAUAAUGUCAAAAUGACAACUAUGCUAGAGAAUGUGUUGGCUUCUCAUAACAAAAUGCAGAUAGCUCUGGAGAAAGUGCAGACUGAACUGGGUCGCAAGGAUUCUGAGAUUGCUAGCCUGAAGAAGGAUAGGACCCAGAGCCAGCAAAUAAUUCAGAAGCUAAAGGCAGAGUUGGAGCAAAGCCAUAGCAAACUAACCUUACAAUCUCAGCAUAACAUUAAGAUUGAACCUCUUCGUAAAGCACUGGAAGUCUCUAAAGGGGAUAACAAGAAACUUGCCCAAAAUUUAGAACAAACUCUACAGACCAAUAGUGCCCUUCAAAGCAAACUAAUGCUUGUUCAAGAUGAGUUGGAAAGCAAAGAAUCAGAGUACCAGCAACUAAUGGAAUGCAGGGACCAAUUAAUUGAGGAAACCAAGAUGGAGGCAAAGUUGUAUGCAGAACGCCUCGAGACUCUGAAGAGACAGUUUCAGACUGAACGAGAAGUAACAAAGAAGGCGGCUCAGAAGGAAUCAGCUGAGCUGAAGAAAGCCCUUGAAGAGGCCUGCACCAAAUCUGGUGAAAUGUCACACGUUAAUAGGGAACUACGGGCAAAAGCGAUGGAGCUGGAGGCAGCAUUAGCUAGUCAGAAAGAGAAGGUGAAAAGACAGAAAGCAUUAAUCACACAGUACUUUAACUCCAAGACAAAGAAUGCUCGAAAUGCAGAAAGAAUAAAGGAGAUUGAAUCGGAAUUGAGGCAAAUGGAAGAGAUGAAGGUGCAGUACCAGAAGAAAAACUAUGAGCAGUCCCUUAGUAUCAAAGAAUUUGUCACUGAAUUAACCAGCCUGCAAGGUGAAAUGCAGCAACUAGCCAAAAAUCAACAAGCAAUGGCAACAGAGAACAGAAACCUGGGGAGCCAGUUGGCAGUAGAACGGAAACAAAGAAAACAGCUUGCGGAAGAGUGUCAGACGCUGGAAGACACAGUCAGGCACCUGAAGAAAUGCAAAGAGGAUACUGAACAGAAACUGAAAGAAGCCAGUAUAGAAUCGGAACAGAUAACUGCUAACCUGGAGGAAGCUCGCCACUGGUUCAAGUCUAAGUUCGAUAGUCUGCAGCGUGAAUUGGCAGAAAACAGACAACAGAAGAAUCCUGGUGAACACUACUGUGAGGAGGAGGAAAGGCCAGUAAAGCUCCCUACUGAGGCAUGUCUGAAGCGCUGGGAGACCAAGAACCACCUGAAAUUCAUCUCCAGGAAAUAUCUAAAUGAGCUAAAUAAGUGAAGGCUUUUUUGACAGGAGGUUCCAGGCUGCAAGAUAUAAUCCUGCACCUGUGAACACCACUUCUCAGGCUACCAGUGGUAUAUUACCUAGAGGGAGCCUAAGGCUGGACCUUUUCAGUGUGUGAGCAUCCGCUUCCUGAAAUUAGCAGAGGAGGAGGUCCUUUAUGAACUAGGUCUGCUCCACAUGAAUGGGGGGAAAAGUCCUUUUAAAAAGUAUGUAUACAAGCUGACUGGCAGCUGGGAGUCUUCUAAAUCUGUAUUAUGUACUGGGUUGAAUUUUUGACUCUUAAAAUACCUCCAAAGAACUUUCUGAGCAGUUUUACUAAACAAUAGUUUAUACAUGCCACCCUGCUAAAGAGAGGGUCUGUAAAUCCCUAUGACUGCAUAUUUACAAAUAGUAUGUCGCCUACACAGGGUGAGGGACAGGAUCAUGCCCAUCACACUCUCUAGCCUGUGCUAUGGAUGCAAUUACCACAGGAGGGGUUUCGUAGGAAUGUAUGGAGGGUAAAGGCCCUGGGGACUUUUAGAAUGGGAGAGCUGAAAUAUCCUAAAAUAGCCAUCUUACAGAUUUUUUUUAAAGCAAAACCCCACUGCUGGGUCCUAGAAUGUUCUUCCCACACUGGUUAUAUCAGAUUGCCAUAUUUCUCAUGGCACAAGGCUCAUGGUGCUGUAAAAAUACAGGACCUGCUGAAAAUGCAUCCUCUGACCCAGCUACUCCAAAGGACAACAACUUGACCCUCUAUAUCAGCCUUUCCCAACCAGUGUGCCUCCAGAUGUUGUUGGACCACAAUUCCCAU